Nothoprocta perdicaria is the source of this 1515-nucleotide messenger RNA. It is a transcript of the gene PBLD, whose product is annotated as phenazine biosynthesis like protein domain containing. The transcript is spliced from 9 exons. Bases 219 to 1085 code for a protein of 288 amino acids. The record is from RefSeq and is a predicted model, not a curated record. Gene Ontology annotation, biological process: biosynthetic process. Lineage: Eukaryota; Metazoa; Chordata; Aves; Tinamiformes; Tinamidae. Gene Ontology annotation, cellular component: cytoplasm. Gene Ontology annotation, molecular function: isomerase activity.
GCGGGGCCAGGCCGAGAGGCCUCGCGGGUCCUCUCCUGCUGUAARGUUCCAUAAAAGCGUCCGGGCGUCGAGCGCCGGGGGCGUGAGGCGACGAGAUGGGAGCCGCAGGCUCCUCCUGCUCCUAGAGAAACAUUAACUUGCAGAGCUGUGCUGWCCUUUGGAAAGACUGUGGAAAGCGCAGUGUUGAAAACAACGUUUAAUAGGCAAAGGGAAAAAAAAUGCAAUUGCCAGUUUUUACGGUUGACGCGUUUACAGGCCAUCCAUUUUCUGGAAAUCCUGCGGCAGUUUGCCUGCUUGAAAAUGACUUGAGAGAAGACUUGCACCAAAAAAUUGCAAUGGAAAUGAACCUCUCAGAAACUGCCUUCAUUAGAAAACUGCACUCCACAGAUGACUUUGCCAAAAGUUCCUGCUUUGGGCUGAGAUGGUUCACCCCAGCCAAUGAAGUUCCUCUCUGUGGUCAUGCUACGCUUGCUGCAGCUGCUGUGUUGUUUCACAUACAAAAAAACUCAAAUUCGGUUCUUACUUUUGUGACUCUGAGUGGUGAUUUAAAAGCUAGACAAGUGGAAGAUCGUAUUGUCCUGGACUUACCACUUUACAUUGCCUACCCACAGGUGUUUCAAGAAGUAGGAGAAUUAAUAAAGGCAGCCGUAGGUGACAUGAUUGUUCAAGACGUUCGUUAUUCUCCUGAUACAAAAAACAUCCUGGUCCGUCUCAGUGAUACUUAUGAAAGAUCUGUAUUGGAAAACCUGCAUGUAAGAGCACAAGAUUUUCUGUCAGCUGAGAACACGGGAAAAGUGAAAGGACUCAUAGUGACACUUAAAGGAGAUGCCAAUGGAAAACCUAAAGGCUAUGAUUUCUACUCCAGAUAUUUUGCACCUUGGUAUGGAGUUCUGGAAGACCCUGUUACAGGGUCUAUCCAUGCUGUUUUAGGCAGCUACUGGUCAGAGCAGCUGGGGAAAAAAGAAAUGCUUGCCUUUCAAUGUUCUCGUCGGGGAGGAGAAUUGAAGAUUUCACUACGUGAUGAUGGAAGAGUUGACAUUGYGGGGCAAUUUGCUGUUGUAAUGAAAGGAAAUCUGACUUUCUGAAGAAAUUGACACUAGUAUCUUAAUCACCCACUUCUCAAUUUAUUUGUGUUAUACUAAUUCCUUCUUCWAGGUGGUAUAUCACCAUGGUCUUCAAAAACCUUUGAUUGCUUGAUGUCCAUUUACAAACUUACUUGAAAAAUGUUCAUUUUUGAUCUUCAGGAUCUUUGAUUUUAUCCAUCUUCAUCAUUUUUUUUUCUUGUCACUUGGUAUGUAUACUGAUCUCAGAAACUGUCCAAGGAUUGCUAUUUUCUUUAUCCACUCACCGCUAACUUUUUCUUUACGUUCAAAUCCCAUAUUAAGAUCCAUUUCUCCUUCCUAGAUUUGUUUGUAAAGUUCUUUGACCCAUAAAAUAAUUUUUUUUCACAUUCAAUAAUUAAGUCAUUCUGAAAUAUGACUAUAGUUCAUUUWAAAAAAAAGCUUUUGUCAUACU